AUGAGAGUUUCAUCCCAGAAUUUUGAAGCAGAGAGCAGCUCAAACUCAUUCUCAUCAUCACCACCACCAACAUCAUCUUCAAACUCACUCGUCUCACGUGCGAAAACUCACGACGACCCAGAAUCCAAAACAACAAAACGCAACCGAGACUCGAACAAGCACCCAUUGUACAGAGGAGUUCGCAUGCGAAAUUGGGGGAAGUGGGUAUCUGAAAUCCGAGAGCCACGCAAGAAAUCUCGAAUAUGGCUUGGCACAUUCCCAACACCAGAAAUGGCAGCAAGAGCACAUGACGUGGCUGCUCUUAGCAUCAAAGGAAACAACGCCAUUCUCAACUUCCCUGAGCUUGCAAACUCUCUCCCUCGACCUGCUUCGUUAGCACCUCGUGAUGUUCAAGCUGCUGCAGCAAAAGCUGCUCAAAUGAACAAGUUUGACUUACCCUCGUCGUCAUCAUUGGCUUCAACAACGUUGUCAUCAUCGUCCUCUUCAUUAUCCUCGUUGGUUUCACCAUUGGACUUGUCCACUGGUUCAGAAGAACUCGGCGAGAUCAUUGAGUUGCCGAGGUUGGAAACAAGUAAUUACGAGUUGGGGAAGGAGUUUGUGUUCGUGGAUUCGCAUGACACGUGGAUGUAUCAGCCACCAUUGCCAUGGUUACAGACAACACAAGAUGGUUGUGAUGAUAGGUAUGCUGCUAAUGAUGAGUUCGCAGUGCCAGAGAAUGAGGUUGUAACUAGUUUUGAGAGUUUUCUUUGGAAUUAA
Molecule: messenger RNA, 756 nt
Organism: Gastrolobium bilobum
Lineage: Eukaryota; Viridiplantae; Streptophyta; Magnoliopsida; Fabales; Fabaceae
Product: ethylene-responsive transcription factor TINY-like
Exons: 1
Coding region: 1-756 (251 amino acids)
Biological process (GO): regulation of DNA-templated transcription
Molecular function (GO): DNA binding; DNA-binding transcription factor activity
Source: RefSeq, a predicted model, not a curated record